UGAUAAAAAUGUGGUUGGACAUGCAUGCUUUUGUGAAUAUCCAAACAGCUCAAAGUUUUCGAAGAUUGACUGGAAUAUACUCUUUGGUGAUACAUAUUGUAUCGAUAAUAUAACAACCACGAACUCAUGGUUCAUACAUUUUCUCGUUCUCAGUCCAGCACACGAAAAAUUUGUAAUAACUCAGCUUUUGAAGAGGGCAUUCAUUAUUGCUAGUUCCGUACAUCAUAUCUUUUUCAUGUUGAAAGAUUCUUGUCACAUCAAGUCCUUGAACUGUUCUCCAUUCCAUAAAUUAUCAAACAGAAUCGAUGAAGAAGGAGAUAUCGUCUGUGUCUAUAGGCAUGAAGUUUUUCCGGUUCUCUUCUGUCGCCCAGCAGCAGUGGAAGAUACAGAUGAUCUUACGCCUAUGAUAAAUGCGGAGUCCAUGCUUCUCCAGAAAACGUACGGAAAUUAUUACGUAUCAGAGCUAGUUGAAGCCCAAGACGAUUAUCUCAAAUGUCUUGUUGUGGAGUACGAACGCAGGGCCGUCGGUUUCAUCAGUGCAACGAGAGAUUUAAAUAUCAGGAAUUUAAACUCACAUUACGACUUAAGUUUGUUCAACUGGUUGGUGAAACUUGACAAACUAGUAGAAAGCGAAGCACAGGAGAUAAAUGAAGAUGCUUCGAUAAUAACAGAUGAAGCAGAUGAAAGCAUUACAUCUAGACUGAGCUAUAUUAAAACAGAAGAGCAAAUCAAUUCACCGGGUCCUAAUGAGUCAAAUUACCACUUAAACGAUGAAGAAACUAACCAAUUACAUCACUGGACGAAACGACUUAUGCAUAAAGAAUGUAGUAUGGAAGAUAACAAUAAGUUUGAAUGGACAGACGAUAUGAGAUCAAAUGCAUUCGCCAUACAACUUUUUAGUAUGAAACCAGAAUAUGAAUCACGAUUUAUGGACAUUUUACCAUUGCUGUUCAGUCAAUUUUCUGAUUUAGAAUAUGCUAUAAUAACAGUUCCUAGAUUGGCUAAAUGUUUUCCAAUGUUGAAGAGUUUUUUACAUUGUAGGGUAAGACAGAAUAAAGAUCCAGAACAUGAAUUAUACGUACUUCAUCGUUGUGAACUUCACAGGGAUUUCAUUAUAAGACGUACACACCAUGCCGAUGAAGAAGAAAUAAAAUUAUUAACCAGAACUAUGAAUACAUAUGAUCGUUCUUUGUUUCUCACUGAUUUACAAUCAUUCAUGAGUAGUGGUCGAGAUGAAGAUGGGACAAUAAUUUAUAGUUAUGUCGCUAUUGCACUGGGUAAGAUAGUCGGUGUAGCAAUUUUACGUGAUGAACAUCAUAUCGAAUGGCUACGAGCUCAUUACAACAUUGAAGAUUUUAUAUAUUUUACACAUCAUGCUCGAGAUGAACAUGUCUCGGUGUAUCAUUUCUUAUUGGCAGCUAAUUUCCAGUCACGAACAGAAGUGUUUCUUCGAGAAAUUCUGCGUCAGUCGAAGAAAACAUGUAUUUAUUAUCGUGUACUUCCUCCAUACGCAGAUGAAUCAAAAUUCAAUCGAUGUACCCUGAUAACUUGUCUGUCAAAAUUAUCACCAGUUAAACCAAGAAAACAAAUUAUCUAUCCAGAAUCAUUGUUGGCUAAUAUAAAAGCACCAGAGAAAAGAGUUUUGGAAAAAUUCGAAUCAUUGCCAGCAUUAUUUAUGACAACAGCAAAACUCUUAAUGGAACCAAAAGAAAUUAUCAACGCGAGAAUUAUUGUGGUUGGUGCUUCGACUACUGGAUUAGCAGUACUUGAAACAUUAGCAACUUGUCCAUAUAUUCGAUUCACUAAUCUAGUAUUGCUCUCUCCAAAUGGUUUGCCCGGAGAUACUUUAGAAAGAAUAAACCCCCUCGCCUACAAAUUCUUUUCAACAGAUUAUAGUUAUCCAGUUGAUUAUUUAAGCCAACUUGGAUUAAAAGUUUGUGUUAGCGUUGUUUAUGGUAAACUUACUGCUAUUGACAGAAAAUUUAAAAGGAUAACAAUAUCUCAUGAUCAAAAAUUAUCAUAUGAUUACUUGAUUAUAACAACUGGACUGCAAUAUCAUGCAGAUUGUUCAAUUCCUAAGCCAGUAGAAAAUUCUACUAAAGAAGAACCAGUCAAGAAUCCCAUAUCACUGAAUUCUCAUAAUCAAUAUAAUGAAGACAAUAGCAAGUGUGACAAUGUCAAUGAUAUUCACUGCGGUCAUAAUAAUUCUAUUGAUAAAUCAGAUAAAUCUCGACCAAGCAACUUAUUCCUCAUCAAUGAUGUACAUGAUGUCUUACCAAUAAUAGAUUGGAUCAAUAAUAUUUAUUCACCAUCAGUAGGUGACGUAGUACAGUUAAAUUAUUCCAACUGUAAAAUGUAUCCAUAUGAUAUUCAAAUUUUAUGUGGUGACAAAGAAUUGAACAAUGAAAAUGAUCAAAUCACUGAAGUAAAUCAAACAAGCCGACAGAAUUUAACAAAAAAACAAAACAAACAAGAAAAAGAAAAAGAUGAUGAUGAUGAAUCUGAGAAUGUUGAAGCGGAAGAACAAUUAAAAUUACAAUCAAAUCAAUUAUUAUACGAUACAUUUAGCGAUAAAGAUACAUUGGAUAGUAAAGAGAUGAUUAAUAAUAAAUUAAUCAUUAUUUAUGGUUAUACAAUGGAUGCGUAUACAUGUAUAACAGGUUUAUUAAAUGCUGGUGUGAAUGGGAAUCGAAUCAUUAUGAUACAACCACCCAAAAUGAAACAUUACCCGUCAGCUUUCGAUAGUUUUGUGAUUCAACGAAAAAUUCAUGAACAUAUGAACAAAUUGGAGAUUCGCAUAGGAUAUGAUUUUAUGUUGGAUCAUUGGAGUUGUAGUAAUUUGGGAUCCAAUUCAUGUGAUAUUAUUGAAACAGUUACAUUCAAUUCAAAUGGAGCGCUCUUAACUAUACCAUGUUCAGGACUAUUCAACUUUCAUAUGAAGACGGUAGAUAUGGAUGCAUUCAGAGCUUUCAAUGAUUCUUGCCUAGUAUUUGAUUCACGAUUAGUUAUUGAUGUUAAUUUUCAUACAAAUGACCCAACAAUAUUUGCUGCUGGUCCAAUAACAAAAUUAAAACGAAUUUAUUAUAAUGAUUAUUGGAGACAUGAGAUUGCGAACAGUAUGGAGAUUGGUCAUUGUUUAGGAAAUGAACUUCUAAAUUUAUUUGAUCCAAAUAUUGAAACAUCGAAAAAAUCGCCAACAGAUGACUCAUUUAUUUUGCCAACGUUUAAACAAUCUAAGACUAUUGGUGCUUUAUUGCCAGGAAAUCUGUUUUAUCUUCAUUGUACCAAACCGUCUUUGGAAGAACCAACCGAAAUUAAAAUGAAGAAUCCUAAUUUUGGUCGUUUACUGGUCACUACUGGUGAAAAUGCUAAAGAGAUACGCUAUUUCGCCAUUUAUAUCAAUAAGUAUAAUUUAAUUCAAGACAUAACAUGCUUUUCUACCAAGGAAUUCCCUGCUGAGAACUAUAUUCAACUAUUCAAUUUACAUGAAUCCCUUUUAAAUCAUUUAGUGUCAAGAUUUGAUGAAGGUUCUAUAAGUGAUUUCUAUGAUUAUUUCAAUGAAACAUGGUCUCUAGCAAUUUAUCAUGAUCGUUUUGCAGAUUUCAAGACUGAAAUUCGUAAUCUAAUUAGCACAUGUUCGGUUUCACUGGAUGAUUUGCAAGAAUUACGACGAUUAUAUAACAGUGAAUAUAAGAAAGAAAUAGAACAGCGUUUUAUCAAAUUUAUUGCAUUCAAUUAUAAUUUGUUAUCAAUGUAUGCGAAACCUGAUCUUGUUUAAAACAACAUAUCAUUUAAUUUUGAAGA
Molecule: messenger RNA, 3804 nt
Organism: Schistosoma turkestanicum
Lineage: Eukaryota; Metazoa; Platyhelminthes; Trematoda; Strigeidida; Schistosomatidae
Source: the annotation of a GenBank genome assembly